UCACCAUAUGUGGUGCGGCGCAGGCCAGGACCAUUGAGAUGAGAUUUGAUCUGAUGGAAAAACAACUUAACGAAGUUCUUACGAGAGAAAUGAACCUACAGAAGGACAAUGAAGGUCAGAGAACUGCCUUGCGUGACAUUGAAGUUGUUGUUGAAAAACAGAGAAAGAUGAUUGAAGAACUCCAAGAUACCGUUGUGCAUCAAAACAAUCACAUUGAGGGGUUACAGACGACAGUGAGGGUGCAGGAGUUGAGAAUAAACGAGCUUGAGGGCGCAAGUCGGGAACCAAAAUCGGAUGAAAAUGAACUAGGCGAAAACAUGCAGGACACGGGGAAGUCUGUAGCUCCUCGGAAUUUGAAAACAAAAAACUCUGGUAUCUUUCAAAGACGGUCGCCACCGGAAAUAGCCGUCGCUUUUACCGCAGUGAAAGUUGCGACCCAAACCGGUACGGGGAUUAAUCAGAACAUUUGAAAACGUCAUACUAAACCAAGGCAACGGCUUUCAUUCCAAUCAUGGAGUUUUUAUCGCUCCUCAGUCGGGAAUUUAUCUAUUUACCGCAAGUUUGCUUCAUACGGCACAGUCAACUUACAUGCACGCGGCAAUUAUUCAUGAAGGAAAAAUAAUUGCAAAAUUUGAUGGAAACACCGGAUGGGAGCAAUUCAGCCAGACUGUCGUGAUACAAGUGAACGCUGGCAAAGAAGUCUGGAUCAGAAACAUCGACAAUAGCAACGAAAACAUAGGAGAUAGCUACUCUGCUUUCAGUGGUAUUCUUCUGUGGCAAUUGUAAACACCUGGGGCACGUUUCAAACAAGAUCCAAGUCGAUUUUAAGCGUAUUGAAAUUACUUUUGUGUCUUUGUUUUAUAAUGUUCCAAUAUAUUUGAGAGAAUCGAAAUUUAGCCAGUAAUAAACAUGACGUGUGGUCAUUUCUAGCGUUUAUAGUUUUAAGACCAUUGAAGUUACGACUAAAGUACUUAUCUGAAACCGGCCCAAGACACCUAUAACAUGCGUCAAUCAUUUUUGAAGUGACUGCUCAACACAUGUGACUUUUAU
Mya arenaria is the source of this 1050-nucleotide messenger RNA. RefSeq lists its product as uncharacterized. The record is from RefSeq and is a predicted model, not a curated record. The transcript has 3 exons. NCBI's taxonomy places the organism in Eukaryota, Metazoa, Mollusca, Bivalvia, Myida, Myidae. Bases 39 to 470 code for a protein of 143 amino acids.